Penicillium odoratum is the source of this 306-nucleotide messenger RNA. RefSeq lists its product as uncharacterized. The transcript is spliced from 2 exons. The record is from RefSeq and is a predicted model, not a curated record. Lineage: Eukaryota; Fungi; Ascomycota; Eurotiomycetes; Eurotiales; Aspergillaceae. Bases 1 to 306 code for a protein of 101 amino acids.
AUGGCCUCAGAGCUGAAUCCAUUCGAAGCCAUUGGAUCUGCCUAUCUAGAACUAGGUGAACAGGAUUCACCGCGAUGGAAGCGACAGCAUAAAAUGAAAUCCGCGGCAGACCAGCUCCUUUACUUUGGAGUUUCCAAUUUCAAGCACGCCAAGCCUGACCUCACUUUGCAUCGAGGAACCAGCGCCAACGCACCUGUGGUGGCAAAGAGCAAACACCUCAAGCUCUCUAGUCACUUCAAAUUAGCCUUGGAAGAUUUUGAUGAUGUGGAUUUUAUUCAGUGGGAGGAUAUGACCAGGGAGUCUUAG